Molecule: messenger RNA, 1085 nt
Organism: Dermatophagoides pteronyssinus (European house dust mite)
Lineage: Eukaryota; Metazoa; Arthropoda; Arachnida; Sarcoptiformes; Pyroglyphidae
Product: tRNA-uridine aminocarboxypropyltransferase 1
Source: RefSeq, a predicted model, not a curated record
AGUAGAUGGAAUCGCAAACAAAUGAUCACAACACACGUGGUUGAUGUUUUUGUUGUUUUUUGACUUUUAACUUUCAUCAGAUAAUAAUGACAGAUUCAAAUCCCGAAGAUUUAUAUCAAGAUUUUUUCAAUGGUUUCAAUGAAUUUGAUGCCGAUUUCACUGAUGAUGCGGAUAAUGAUGAAAAAUCGACAAAUUGGAUUGAUAAAUUUUUUGGUCGUCGUCCACCUGAAAUAAUGCGUAAAGAUAUUACCGUACAUUUGGAAAAAAGUUUUUUAGAACAAUGUAAAAAUGAUGAUGAUCCAUUCGGUAAAUUUCAAAUUGAUGAUUGUAAUAUUUUAAAUCAGAUUAAUGAUCGAUUUAUAUGUGAAAAAUGUCAUCGAUCACGAUUAUAUUAUUGUUAUACUUGUUUUGAAUUAUCACCCGAAUUGAUUGGAAAAAUACCCGAAAUACGUUUACCAAUAAAAAUCGAUAUUAUUAAACAUCCACAAGAAUUGAAUGGUAAAAGUACUUCGAUUCAUUCAAUCAUUUUAUCACCAAAAGAUGUCAGAAUAUUCACUUAUCCACAAAUGCCCGAUGAUUGGUAUGAUUUAAAUAAAAUAUUUUUAUUAUUUCCAAAGCCUGGUUCGAAAACGGUUAGCGAUUUUCUACAUCAUUAUUAUUAUAAUGAGGAUGAUGAUAAUAAUGAUGAACAACCAACCAAACAACAACAACAGCAGCAAUGUUUUCGGUAUGAUAAAAAAGAAUUUCCAAUCGAAAGGAUCGUUGUCAUUGACAGCACUUGGCAACAGACGAAAAAAAUUCUUAGAGAUGUUCGUAUAAAACAAUUAAAAACAUUGAUUAUCGAUUCUGAACAGACAUUAUUUUGGCGUUAUCAACAUGGACGACCAUUAAAUCAUUUAUCAACAAUCGAAGCAAUAUAUUAUCUAUUCAAACAAAUUCAUAUGACUUUAUUUGAUAUGUUUAAUAACAACAACAACAGCAACAACAAAAACGAUAACAACAACAGCGAUCAUCAUUCAGAUAAUAAUCAUUCAAAUAAUAUUAUCGAUUAUUUUCGUUCGGAAUAUAAUGGCCAAUAUGAUAAU